CAUACCCGUACUCGUACGUGUACACGUGACAAGUCUACAGUGGCGUUACAGUAUUGCCCCAGUCUUUUUUGUGUCGACGUUAUAUCGCGUGCUACAUUGAGUAUUAUUUGAUUCGUUAUCUUUUCAUUUGAAAAAUAGGGGAAAAAACGUGAUCAAGAAAAAUACGGCGGAAAGAAAAAGACAGUCCCAGGACAUAAACAAAGAAGAUAUAAACAAAUAGAAGGAAAGGAUUAUGGCACGAUCAUCAACUUAUGCAUUGAAUGGCCCGAGUUUUCCAAUGGCGGGACAAGAUCCAAAAUGGCAAAAGGAUGCAUCAGAUCAAAAUUUUGAUUAUAUGUUCAAGUUAUUGAUAAUUGGUAAUUCUUCAGUUGGUAAGACGUCUUUCCUCUUUCGUUACGCCGAUGAUUCUUUUACGUCGGCCUUUGUUUCAACGGUUGGAAUUGAUUUUAAAGUAAAGACAGUAUUUAGAAAUGACAAAAGAGUUAAGCUUCAAAUUUGGGAUACUGCCGGUCAAGAAAGAUACAGAACAAUUACUACAGCUUAUUAUAGAGGAGCGAUGGGCUUUAUAUUAAUGUAUGAUAUAACUAAUGAAGAAUCUUUUAAUUCAGUGCAAGAUUGGUUAACCCAAAUUAAAACCUAUUCAUGGGAUAAUGCUCAGAUCAUUCUUGUUGGUAAUAAGUGCGAUAUGGAAGAUGAAAGAGUUAUUAGUUUUGAAAGGGGUAAACAGUUGGCUGAACAUUUAAAGGUUCAAUUUUUCGAAACAUCUGCGAAAGAAAAUACUAAUGUUAAGGCCGUAUUCGAGACUUUAGUGGAUAUCAUUUGUGAUAAAAUGAGUGAAUCGCUUGACAAUGAUCCAACACUGAUGGCGGGUGGAACAGGACAACAGAAAGGUCAACGACUCACCGAACAAUUAACUAAUCCUACAGAAACCAAUUGCAACUGCUAAAGCCUCACCAUAUGUUGAAUCUUGACAAGAUGAAGCCAUUUACUUCUCAAUCAAGAUGGCUACAUAGUUAGUCUCUUCUUUGUCGUUCCAUUGCUAGUUUCCUUUUCGAACGAAUCGUUUUAACCAUUUUAUCAAAAAAAUAGAGUGAGAAAAGGACGACAAACCUUUUUCUCGAUAACUGCUUGAACGUAAAUGUGGUCGAUGAAUGAAAUUAUUA
Messenger RNA from Ceratosolen solmsi marchali, 1163 nucleotides. RefSeq names its product RAS oncogene family member Rab3 (gene Rab3). The transcript has 4 exons. Lineage: Eukaryota; Metazoa; Arthropoda; Insecta; Hymenoptera; Agaonidae. Gene Ontology annotation, molecular function: GTPase activity; GTP binding. The coding region runs from base 233 to 946 and encodes 237 amino acids. The record is from RefSeq and is a predicted model, not a curated record.